Messenger RNA from Syngnathus typhle (broad-nosed pipefish), 1441 nucleotides. It is a transcript of the gene coq3, whose product is annotated as coenzyme Q3 methyltransferase. The record is from RefSeq and is a predicted model, not a curated record. Gene Ontology annotation, biological process: ubiquinone biosynthetic process. The transcript is spliced from 6 exons. Lineage: Eukaryota; Metazoa; Chordata; Actinopteri; Syngnathiformes; Syngnathidae. Gene Ontology annotation, molecular function: 2-methoxy-6-polyprenyl-1,4-benzoquinol methyltransferase activity. The coding region runs from base 65 to 1099 and encodes 344 amino acids.
GUCCGAACAGUUAUCAUUAAAGUACCUGUCAGCCUCGAGUGUCAAGUACUGUUUGUCAUUUAACAUGCUUGCAAACAAGUUUGGCCGUACCGUGGUUAGGUUGCGUUGCUGCAACGCAGUGCCCUUAUGCGGUGUUAGCCAGAGACAUAUGGGUCGGUACCGAUCUGGUUGGGCUGUGGUGUGUCAACAGCGGACGCUGUGGCUCCAGAUGAAUGUUGCGGAGCGGACAAAACAGACUGCUGUGCACCGUCAACUCAGUACAAGAACAUCCCACCAAACCACAGUGGACCCUGACGAGCUGAAAAGGUUUCGAUCACUGGCCAGCAAGUGGUGGGAUGAAAAUGGCGAGUUCAGAGCCCUUCACUCCAUGAAUGACCUGAGAGUGCCUUUCAUAAGAGAUAAUCUGCUGAAUGUGCACAAAGCACAUCAUCCUGGAAAACCACUUGCCGGACUAAGAGUUCUGGAUGUCGGCUGUGGAGGCGGCCUGCUCACUGAGCCUCUUGGUCGCCUGGGAGCCAGCGUGUUAGGUAUCGACCCAGUGGAGGAUAGCAUUGGCACGGCACAGCUGCAUUUGUCGUAUGACCCCGAUCUUGGCGAGCGGGUCGGCUAUCGGGCGUGCACCCUGGAGGAGCUGUCGGCAGAUGCGGCGGGAGGAGAGACGGACCGCGGGGACGUCCUGUUUGAUGCCAUCGUAGCGUCCGAGGUCGUGGAACAUCUGGCUGACCUGGAAACAUUUGCAAUCUGCUGCAGCCACGUGCUGAAGCCAGGCGGCUCACUCUUCAUCACCACCAUUAAUAAAACCAACCUGUCAUAUGCCUUGGCUAUUGUGGCGGCCGAGCAGCUGAUGCGUAUCGUUCCCAGGGGGACGCACGACUGGGAAAAGUUCAUCAGCCCAGUAGAUCUGGAGCGCCGUCUAGAGUCCAAUGGUUUCUCGGUGCAGUCGGUCCAAGGUAUGAUGUACAAUCCAGCAUCAGGAGGCUGGAGCUGGAUCAACAGCACUGCCAUCAAUUAUGCCCUGCACGCUGUCAAAUUGGCUGAGGAGCCUAACUCAGACUCCAAAAUGGGCAACCCGGAGAACUCCACAGCAUCACACAGCUGAGCCACUGCAUCUAGACAUUGGUCAAGUUAUUUUGAGCCAGUUGCUGGUUUGCACAUCUAAGCAGCAGACAGGUAUGCAAAUGAGUUCAUCAGAAGAAAAGCUGCAGCUCCACAUUGUAGGUGUUUGAAUGUUCAUAGCUCCUUGAGUCACUGAAUAUUCUGAACAUGAGCCAAAUAUGUUAUUUGUGACGAGAAUGCAAACACCAAAUAGGGUUUUCCGCCACAAGCGUGAGUAUUUUUAGCGUGGAAGCGGGAAGAGGGGGUAGUCACAUGCUGGUGAGGCUUGAUAUCAUUUCACGUGCCACUAUUAUGUAAUACGACUAAAGGCAAUGGCAUAAAAUAA